Molecule: messenger RNA, 2024 nt
Organism: Callorhinus ursinus (northern fur seal)
Lineage: Eukaryota; Metazoa; Chordata; Mammalia; Carnivora; Otariidae
Gene: PLEKHB1
Product: pleckstrin homology domain containing B1
Biological process (GO): regulation of cell differentiation
Cellular component (GO): membrane
Source: RefSeq, a predicted model, not a curated record
GGGGCACACAAAGCGCAGGCGCAGCAGCUUGGGGAGUAGCCGCCGCAGCAAGUAGCGGCCGUUUUGGCAGCAGCCUCCGCAAGAGGUGUGGACAGGUUCCGCCUGACCCCAUCCUGGAAAGUCCUUUUGAAGAAAUGGCCCUGGUGAGGGGCGGCUGGCUGUGGAGACAGAGCUCCAUUCUCCGCCGCUGGAAGCGGAACUGGUUCGCCCUGUGGCUGGAUGGGACCCUGGGCUACUACCAUGAUGAGACGGCGCAGGACGAGGAGGACCGCGUGCUCAUCCAGUUCAACAUCCGCGACAUAAAGAUUGGCCAAGAGUGCCACGAUGUGCAGCCCCCAGAGGGCCGGAGCCGAGAUGGCCUGCUGACCGUGAACCUACGGGAGGGCUCCCGCCUGCACUUGUGUGCAGAGACCAAGGAUGAUGCCAUAGCGUGGAAGACGGCACUGCUGGAGGCGAACUCCACCCCGGCCCCAGCUGGAGCCACCGUCCCUCCCAGGAGCCGCCACGUUUGCCCCAAGGUCAGGUGUGUGACCCGCUCGUGGAGCCCCUGUAAGGUUGAAAGGCGGAUCUGGGUGCGUGUCUACAGCCCGUACCAGGACUACUAUGAGGUGGUACCCCCCAACGCGCACGAAGCCACAUAUAUCCGCAGCUACUACGGACCGCCCUAUGCAGGCCCCGGCGUGACACACGUGGUAGUGCGGGAGGAUCCCUGCUACAGUGCUGGCGCUCCACUGGCUAUGGGCAUGCUUGCCGGGGCUGCCACAGGUGCAGCACUGGGCUCGCUCAUGUGGUCGCCCUGCUGGUUCUGAGCCCUGGGACUCGGAGCGUGGACCCUGUGCAUAGACCAACAGACCCCUGUUCUUACUUGACCCGGCCCUCCACUAUCUAAGCCCUGCCAUACUUUGGCUCCUUCUCCAUUAGCCGCUUCUGGACUUGGAUCAUCCAUCCCACUCCCCCACCCUCUAUACUGGAAGAAGCUAUCAUCCCAGGCACAAACAUAGUCAAAAUCCUCAUAUCUACUACCAGACACCCCAGAAUUUUGUUAUAUAUGGACACGUUUCCCCCCAAAUAUACCAGGACACAGAAAACACAGCUCAAUGUGACUUAAAGUUCCCCUGUGCUGGAGACACAGGAGUCAGGUUCUUUCCUCCAGCUGCUCCAGGGUUGGUGGGAAAAACGGAAGUAAACAAACACUUGACAAAGCAGAGUUAUCCGUCCUUUGACACAUGAGGGUAAAGAGCAGAAGAAGGUAGGCUAGGAGUAGGGUUGUUGGCAAGAGUGCAGAGCAGUGAAUAUCAUGGCAUGUCCAAGGAAUUAAGAGUUCAUUUAGGCUGGGGUGAGGACUGGGAUCAGAUCAUGAUCAUCUGAUCAGCUCUUUAGCUCCAGGCUAAAGAGCUUGCCGGGUAAAGGCGAGAUGUGAGCUUUUUGGAAGGAAGUUUCAUGAAUGUGCCUAUAAUGAAUAUAUUGCCUGUUUUGUUAAUACUGACACAUGCUCAAAUCCAAAACACUCUCUGAAGUUAGCCCCAUCCUUUCCACUACCACCUUCCUGGGUCCCCUGUUCGUUCAGUGCUCAGAAAACAUCUGUUCCCCAUGUUAGGGUGCCUGGGGCAGCAACUGAGCUGAACCUGGGGUCCCCUUGCUGGGGGACAGAUGAGCUCUGUUUGAGACCUCCAGCCCUAGGAUGGUGCCUCCAUCAGGAAAUGCAUUCCUGGUUCCCAGGAACUUGGACCUCUGUCCAUAACUAUGGCUGUCACCAUCUUGGGCUUUGUCUCUUCCUUCACUCUGGGGGAGAUGGCAGUGUUCACCUCUCGGGCCUGAUCCACUGGGAAGCCCCACAUGUGCCUCCCUGUCGGGUGGCCCAGCAGUCUCUCCAUUUGGCUCCCUUCCAAUUUCUUUUCCCAUCCUGUCCUAAUAGAAAUGCUAACAUUCCUACCCAGUAGCCAGAGUAGCCUGCUAAAGUUCCCUUGUAGGCAGGGGCUCCGGUGGCCCUGCUGCAGAGACUAAUAAAGAUGUAAUUGGCUCUA